GUAGCUAUAACAAAAGAAAGAACCUAAAAAACCAUUGGCUGUCAUAUAAUUGGGGAGAGAAACCAGUCAAACAGGACCCCUUCAGUGUAUCUAUCUAUAAACAAAUGCCCCAGCACAUGGGAACUGAGCUGGCUUGACCCUGUCAUGAAUAUGCAUCCCCCAACUUCUUAGUUGUUAGACUUUAAAAUCUAAAUUCUUAUCCCUGGAGCAAAUCAUGGAACAUCUUCUCCAAAUUAAAUGCUAUUUCCACAUUAUAAUAUGCUUUGAUUCUGAAACCAUAACACAUGGCUUCCGUAGUCACCUCAGCUGGGUUGCCCAUAGUUUUAGUUUUAAUAUUCUUGCAUCCCCAAAUAUAAAUAACUAAACAACAAACCAUAUGCAUUUGGGUGUGCCUUUACCAGUUGAAAACUUAGAUGUGCAAUAGUUAGUCGUGUGGAGCCAUGGAGCCUAUUGACGAUGAACCUUUUGAGGCAUCCUCAAGUAAGAACCAAAAAGUAGAAGCCAAUGAUCUUUUGGAAGAGUGUUGGUUCUUUGACAACUUGCUCAUCAGAAAGCAGAGGAUGUUGAGGUGUUAUUCUGAUCCUUGUUGCCCUUCAUCAUCAAGCUUUGGUCAAGAAAUGUUGGUGAAGAACUCAGAGGCCAAGAACUCCUUGUUUCGAACACCGUCUUUGCCACUUCAAGUAGGGAGAGGAGAGAAAGUUGAGCAAGCAGUGAAACAGAGUACUCCGAAGAAGAGUAUGAGCAAAUUGACUCGGCAGACAUCACAUCAGAAAGUGCUGCAGACACCAACCAAAUCACCACCUUGUGUAAGCACGAAAGAAGAAGUUCAAGAUAGAGAGGGGAGUGAUAGUAGAAGAAGCAAAUCAAAUGGGCAAUCGGUGCAGCGCAGUUUGCUAAGGACACCAUCAUUGCCACCGUGUUUAGGGAGGGAGGAGAAAAACCAAGACUGUGUUCCACCGCGACCUAAGGGCAUGACACAAUGUUCAAGCAUUCCAAGAUAUCGACCUCCAGUCAGAAGCACAGAAGGGGAAAAUGCAGAUGUUAGCAAGGAAAUGAGACGCAAUUUACUUUCUAGAAAGAGCCUAAGCGACCUUGAAAUUGAAGAAGUGCAAGGGUUCAAGGACUUGGGAUUCACCUUUGACAAGAAAGACAUAGCCCCAAGUGUGGUUAGCAUACUUCCUGGUUUGCAAGAAAAGAAGCGCAAUGAGGAUUUAAACCCGGAUAUGGUACGUCGGCCUUAUCUUUCGGAGGCAUGGAUGGUGCAAAGCUGUGCUCCUCCACCUCCAAAUUUGGGUGUAAGUAUGUCUGCUGAAGACAUGAAGGCACAAAUCAAGUUCUGGGCUAGAGCUGUGGCAUCUAAUGUGCGCUAGAAAUGCUAAAAAUUGUCAUUGAAAUUUUUGUGAGUUAUUGACUUGAAUAAUCACACGCUAAUUCAUAGUCUGAUUAUAUUGUAACAGUAUGAUUCCUCCCCAACUCAAAUAAUCCAAUCCAAAUUCAUUACC
Messenger RNA from Rosa chinensis, 1502 nucleotides. RefSeq lists its product as uncharacterized. Bases 441 to 1370 code for a protein of 309 amino acids. NCBI's taxonomy places the organism in Eukaryota, Viridiplantae, Streptophyta, Magnoliopsida, Rosales, Rosaceae. The record is from RefSeq and is a predicted model, not a curated record. The transcript is spliced from 2 exons.